CAAGAAAACAAACCAUAUUAAGAUAAAUGUAGUUAAAUUAUUGGAGAAAUUGAGGUUUUCACUAAUUUACAAAUUGUUAUAGCUAAAAUAUGAUGUAAUAUAAGGAAAAAUCUAAGUAAUUUGACUAAGAUUACAUGUAACUUGGGCAAGAACGGGUCGAGAAUGAGGCAGGUCGGAUCGAUGAGGGUACCCAUGCCCCCCCCCCCCCCUCCCGCAACAAGCCAAACAUAUCGAGUAAAACGAGUCAAGUCAAAAUUGUCAUCUCUAACUACAGAUAAUCUAAUUGAAAUCAUAUCAACAAAAUUAGAUAUCAACAAAAUUAGAGUGAGAUACAAGAAGAGAAUUGGACAAUAUGGGUUGGUCAAUAAGUCAUCAGUUGAGUUGGGUUGGGUUGGGUUUCUGAGCUAGAACUUACGACCUGGCUGUAACACACCAAACCCAAGCCGACGCCCAAACUCAAGCCCAAUUAGCAAUAGACCUUACUCCAGCAUUGUUACCCAGCAAAACCUGGGCCAUAACCCACAAAUUGGCCCAUAAAUGCCAUCGCUUACCUUACAACGGUCAGGAUUAGAGCGGAAAUGGAUAAGGAAGACCAAAAACGCCCGCCAAUGUGGCAAUGUCUCUUCCGCAAAACAACUACCCAUCUCCUUCCCCUUCUUCUUCUUCUCCUCCCUUCUCCAACUCCAAUCCCCAAAAAUGGCGUCCUCCUUAAACCCGCCACUCCCUCCAACCCUCCCACCGCCAUCCUCCAAUCAAAACCCCACACCGCCGCCGCCGCUCCUCCUCCUACCCAGAAGACAACUCCUCAACCGAAUCGGACUCCUCACAUCCGCUCCCUUCCUCUCCUCCACCGCCAUCGCCAAACCCGCCUCCGCCAAAGAAAUCGAAGUCGGCUCCUACUUGCCUCCUUCCCCAACCGACCCUUCCUUCGUCCUCUUCAAGGCCUCCCAAAAAGACACCCCCGCCCUCCGCGCGGGCAACGUGCAGCCGUACCAGUUCGUGCUCCCGCCCUCGUGGAAGCAGACCCGCGUCGCCAACAUUCUCUCGGGGAACUACUGCCAGCCCAAAUGCGCCGAGCCGUGGGUCGAGGUGAAGUUCGAGGACGAGAGGCAGGGCAGAGUUCAGGUGGUGGCUUCUCCUCUGAUUCGAUUGACCAACAAGUUGACCGCUACCAUCGAAGAGAUUGGGUCCCCUGAAGACUUGAUUGCUUCGCUGGGGCCGUUCGUGACGGGGAAUUCGUACGAUCCGGAGGAGCUGCUCCUUGCGUCCGUCGAGAAGAACGGCGACCAGACGUACUACAAGUAUGAGCUGGAGACGCCGUACGCGUUGACGGGAGCGCACAAUCUGGCGAAGGCGACGGCGAAAGGGAGCACGGUGGUGUUGUUCGUGGUCAGUGCGAGCGAGAAACAGUGGCAGAACUCACGGAAGACUCUCCAAGCCAUUGUUGAUUCCUUCCAUCUUUAGCUUUUUCAUACAGGUACAGCUAUGAGUGGUACGUAUUGGGAAGAGAAGUGGAUUGAAUGAAGGAAAGAAUAGGGGAUAUUUGUUGCGAGUGAGAUUGGGAGCUUAGUUGUGGGUCUUUCGGCGAACCAAUUUUUUUGUGGGUUCUUUCACUGCCUGUGAAUUAGCAUCGGAGAAAUUGUUAAUGGAAGCAAAUAUUGUGAUCAAACUCAAGCAAAACAGGACAUAGAAGCAUAAUUAUUAGUGCAUAAUAAAGUGAAUGAUAGUGAAAAUAAGUAGAAGUGGCUUUAGUGUUGAAUGAUUGAAAUUUGCAUGUUCAUGUUUGAUCGGCAGCAUUUAGCAUGCUAGCGCUGAUUGGCAAUGAAUAAGUCAACCUUCUCAGGAGCGGUUCGACGUUCGAUAACAUCGUGAUAUGAAGGUGUUCGAUUGGGAAAAACUAGUUCUUUUUUACAGGGUUGACAAUUCAUGAGUUUUUUAGAUUAUAUAUCACACCACAUAUGAUUGUUAAGAUUUUGAGUUGUGCGAGCAAACUUGUUCAACACUUGAUUCGUUUACUAACAAGCCAAGGUUGACUUGUGCCUAGUUCAGUUCGAUGGCUUGUUGAGCUCAUACUCGUACCAGCUCAUUUUGAGUUCAUGAGCUGGCUCAUAGUGUGGUAGUAGCGAACGAGCUCGACUAUCGUCUUAUGAGCAAGUCGAUCUACAACUUAUGAGUUGUCUUGUUGAUAAUUCAUAAGUUUCUUAAAUUAUAUAUCUCACUACAUGUGAUUGUUAAGAUUUUGAAUAUGCAAGCAAAUACGAGCGAGUCCAACAAAAAGUUUUAGUAUACCAGCUCAAUUCAAGCUAGAGUCGUUUAAUAUAGGCUGUUCAGUGUUGCUCAUCGCAGCAAGCAAGGCCAAUAUAGCAGUGCUAAGCCCACCCUAAUAAAACCGUCGCCGGCAAUGCAUCGGUGAACGGACGGCAACGAGUCGUCUGUCCACUCCAAAGCAAUCAAACACGCGAGAAUAACGACACCAAACAACUCGCCGCUCUGCCGUAGCCACUAGCCAGCCGUCCGUCGCAUUAGUUUAAUCGACAAAACAUCAAGUAGCCUAGCACAAACAAAUAUAGAAAGUCCAAGUACACUAUAUAAAAGUACCAAUGAUUCUAGACACAAUGAAAAGAUCAAUAAGAAUCAACCAUAAUCCAGUCAAAGAAAAGAAAACUAGUGGGAGGACAACUGGAGGAAGGGGAAAAAAAAGGAAAUAUAAAGGUUUAUGUUAAUUUUAGUCAUUCUAUUAUGUCGUUCGGACAAAUUACAUCACUUUGUUAAUGGUUUCGAAUGAAUAAGUAGCCUCUUUAUUAUGUUAAUUAUCCAUUUUUAGUCUCUUUGUUACCGUUGGUGUAUAGAUUCAUUGGUAAUUAGAUUCGUUAAUGCUUGUUGAGCGUGAUGAUUUGAUCCUCGUUUGGGUUGUUGAUUAUAGUUUCGCUUCUCAACUUGAUUUCAAAAUCCUGCAUGUUCUCAAACUUAACUAUAAAUUAAUCACAGUUGGGUUUAGGAGGUUGGUUAGUGGGGGCAUGAUUGAUGAGCAAAAGGUUGAUUGUUAGUAGUACACAGAGGAUGCGGUUUCUAUUGUACGAUGAACUCGUUACUUAUUAGCAACAAAUUAGGAUGAAUACUGAAUCAAGAGGUUUAAAAGAACAAAUUGUGUAAUAUAAUAUAAGAAUUUCUUGGGUGGGGAAGAGGAAGAGAACGUGUGACUUUUAGUCACUAUAUUAAAAUUAUGUCAUUUUAAUAAAGGCGACAUAAAAUUAUGAUCUUUAACAAAUAAGCCGGUGCAUUGUGUUGCUUUUAUGCUUUUAGUCCAUUAGCCAAAAUCCAUGACAAAAUCCAAUAUUUAUUGGACUGACUCAUUCUUAACAAUCACCUCGUAUAUUAAUCAAAUGUCAUAUAUGGU
Linum trigynum is the source of this 3397-nucleotide messenger RNA. Lineage: Eukaryota; Viridiplantae; Streptophyta; Magnoliopsida; Malpighiales; Linaceae. The record is from the annotation of a GenBank genome assembly.